Balaenoptera musculus (blue whale) is the source of this 8917-nucleotide messenger RNA. RefSeq names its product ALG13 UDP-N-acetylglucosaminyltransferase subunit (gene ALG13). Gene Ontology annotation, molecular function: hexosyltransferase activity. Gene Ontology annotation, biological process: dolichol-linked oligosaccharide biosynthetic process. The record is from RefSeq and is a predicted model, not a curated record. NCBI's taxonomy places the organism in Eukaryota, Metazoa, Chordata, Mammalia, Artiodactyla, Balaenopteridae.
CACGUGGGCUCCGCUACGUCACAUCCGGGCCUUGAUAUUUGGGGUUGUGGCUCACGCGCGAUGAAGUGCGUGUUUGUUACUGUAGGGACCACCAGCUUUGACGACCUUAUUGCGUGUGUAUCGGCGCACGACAGUUUGCAAAUAAUCCAGAGCCUCGGUUACAACCGACUUGUCCUACAAAUAGGUAGAGGAAAGGUGGUACCUGAACCAUUCAGCACGGAGUCAUUUAUUCUGGAUGUUUACAGAUACAAGGAUUCAUUGAAAGAAGACCUUCAGAAAGCAGAUCUUGUUAUUAGUCACGCCGGUGCAGGAAGCUGUUUGGAGACUCUGGAAAAAAGAAAGCCCCUCAUAGUGGUUAUAAAUGAAAAGUUGAUGAACAAUCAUCAGCUGGAAUUGGCAAAGCAGCUACACAAAGACGGGCAUCUCUUUUACUGUACCUGCAGGGUCCCGACUUAUCCUGGGCAAGCCAGCCCUUUGUCUCCUGCUCCUGAGAAGUGCCAAGAUUCUGCAGCGCUGACUCCAACUGCCUUCUCAUGCCUAGACUUUGGGCUGCUUUCUGGAUACCUGCAUAAGCAAGCCCUGUCACUGCUACCCAUUCCUACCUGCACCCUGCUUUUUCCUUCUUGCCACACCUGUGUUAUUUUCUCCCCCUCCCCAACUCCACCCCCUGUGCAAAUGCAUAAAGGAUGGAAAAAGUACUGCGGCCAGAAGUCUCUGAAUGAGGCAUCAAUGGAUGAAUAUUUAGGCAGCUUAGGGCUGUAUCGAAAGCUGACUGCCAAGGAUGCCUCUUGCCUCUUUCGGGCUAUUUCGGAGCAGUUGUUUUGCAGCCAGGUCCAUCACUUGGAAAUCAGGAAGGCUUGUGUCUCAUAUAUGAGAGAAAAUCAACAAACUUUUGAGUCUUAUGUGGAGGAAUCUUUUGAGAAAUACCUGGAACGGUUGGGAGAUCCCAAGGAAAAGGCUGGCCAUCUGGAAAUAAGAGCUCUUUCUCUAAUUUAUAAUCGGGAUUUCAUUCUUUAUCGCUCUCCUGGCAGGCCUCCAGCUCAUGUCACAGAUAAUGGCUAUGAAGACAAGAUUCUACUCUGCUAUUCAAGUAAUGGUCAUUACGAUUCAGUGUACUCAAAACAAUUUCAGUCAAGUGCAGCUGUUUGUCAAGCUGUAUUAUAUGAAAUUCUCUAUAAAGAUGUGUUUGUUGUGGAUGAAGAAGAGUUGAAGACUGCAGUUGAGUUGUUUCGAAGUAGUUCGAAGAAGAACAGGAACAAUGCUGUGACUAGCAGUGGGGAUGUCCAUAUUGACUACAAGAGUUCAACUCCGGAUAGGACUGAAGAGUGCGAUGCCCGCUGCAAUGUUGAAAAUAUACCAGAGGGGUACAAUCAAGGAACAGAAGAAGCAAAGUCUCCAGAAAAUCCACCAAAGAUGCUCUUCCCUUAUAAGGUGCUCAAAGCCCUGGAUCCAGCAAUCUAUCGUAAUGUAGAAUUUGAUGUUUGGCUGGACAGCAAAAGAGAACUUCAAAAAUCUGAUUAUAUGGAGUGUUCUGGGAGACAGUACUAUGUGGGAGACAAAUGUCAGGUUCACUUGGAAUCAGGUGGAAGAUAUUAUAAUGCUCAUAUUCAGGAAGUUGGAAAUGAAAGAAAUUCUGUAACAGUCUUCAUUGAAGAAUUGGCAGAAAAGCAUGUUGUUCCACUGGCUAACUUAAAACCAGUUACCCAAGUGACACCUGUUCCUGCCUGGAAUGUUACACCCAGUAGGAAAGGAAGAGAUUACCAGAAAAUUUCCUGGGACUGUGUCCCAGAAAUGGCUAUGUCAGAGAUGGACAUGAAGCAACGGAGGAAGAUGUUCAAGAAAAUUAGAGAGAAAGAGGUUUAUAUGACUAUGGCUUACAGCAGGGGAGACCCCUUCCUCCCAUCCAGGCUUCAGCACAGUAUGCAUUAUGAGCAUGACUCUCCAAUGCACUACUCACAGACAGCUGACGGUGUUAUGUCUAAUGAACAUUUUCAUCCUCAACAUUCAUCUCCGGGACAAGGUCAGGGAUAUGGGAUGCCCAGGGAUUCACCUCGCUUUAUAAACAGGCACAACAUGGCAGGCCCUAAAGUUGGUUUUUACCCUGGCCCGGGUAAAAGGUGCUGCCAGAGCUAUGAUAACUUCUCCUAUAGAUCUCGUUCCUUUAGACGUAGUCACCGCCAGAUGCAUUGUAUGAAUAAGGAGUGCCAGUUUAGCUUUGUUCCAGAGAAUGGACAGAUGCCCAGGGGCUUGGAAGAAACCAUUACUUAUUAUGAAGUUGAAGAAGGGGAUGAGACUGGUUAUCCAACUUUACCUAAUCAUGGAGGGCCCUCUACAAUGGUUCCUGCUGCUUCGAGAUACUAUGUUGCAAGUCGAGGACAUAGCUCAGGCAGACAGACUUUGAAUUCAGAGGAAGGUGAUGGCCAGAGUGACAAUGGAGGAUAUCAUGAAGAAUAUAUUUAUCCUUCAGAACAAGGCUAUGAAACUUCAGGUGUUUAUAGCACAACUGAAUCUACAGCAAACUUGUCUCUUGAGGAUAGAAGACGAUGUUCUAUGUCUCCUCAUGACGCAGUUACCUCAUACAACUACCCCGAGAAGGUGGUGAUGGUAAAUUCUGCAGCAGUUGCAGCUUCCUGUGCAAAUAUUGUUCCAGCCCCAGUCUUACCUAACUGUGCAGCAGCUAAUCAAGCUAGUAGUAACAUUUCAAUUUCCUCACAGAAUGCUAUACAGCCUCUAUUUGUAUCUCCGCCUACACAAGGCAGGCCAGUGAUUGCUUCAGCAUCCUGUCCAUACCUGGCUGCUCCUAUUCCUGCUGCUGCUGCCUCUCUACCACCCCCACCUCCUCCACCACCACCUCCUCCUCCUCUUGAGGUGAGAGAGGCUUCAAACUUACCAUCACUACCUCCACCUUAUUCCUGUGAUCCACGUGGCAGUGAUCUGCCUCAAGAUGCAAAUGUUUUGCAGUACUAUUUCAAUCUGGGAUUGCAGUGCUAUCACCACAGCUUGUGGCACUCCAUGGUCUGUGUGCCGCAGAUGCAGCAGCAGCAGCAGCAGCUUCAUGUAGAGAAUUAUCCCGUCUAUACUGAGCCGCCACCUCUGGUGAAUCAAACCAUUCCUCAGUUAUACAGUGAGGUGGGGGGACGAGAUGGCACACAGGCAGAUGUAUCAGCACAUGGUACUUUUCCAAAUGCUGACCCUGCAUCUGUCCCUCAUGGAGCAUUCUAUUAUCCAGUGAUGUCAGAUCCCUGUGGGCAGCGACCUUUGCCAGGUUUUGAUUCCUGCCUUCCUGUUGUGCCAGAUCAUCCCUGUGUUGCCCCCUGGCAUCCAGUCGGUGCAGCAUAUGUUGGUUCUCAAAUUAGUGGUGCUAUGAGUCCUGGGCCACUUGCCUAUAUUGCUUCACCUCCCUCACCUUCUCAUUAUGUACCUCAGAAUAUGUAAGGUUCAGCAGUAUGACGUGUUCUUGCACUGCCAUUUUUCUUGUUGUUUGGUUUUUUAAAAGUGUUUUAUGUUAGUGUUUAAGUGAUUUAGGGUGGUUAGGGUGGUUACUAUUGUAUCUGUCUUUAAGAUUAUUUUAUCUUUUGAUUUAAAAUAGUACUUUAAAAUAAAGAAAUAUUUCUUUGGGUUGUGAAUAAGGACACUGAGAUGGAUGUACAACUGGCCCCAUAUUUGAGCAUAUUUCAUUGUAUUCAGCUCUUUUCCUGUCAGCCAGCUUGUCAACUUUGUAUUAGCUGAUGGUACCAAUUGAUAAAAGGAGUAAAUCUGACGAACUCUUGCCUUGGUUCAGAUGUCACACAUCGUAUUAAACCAUGCAAAAUUGGAAAAACUACUUUUUCCUAGAAAAUGAAACAACAAAACCAAGAGCAUUUGUUUCUGGGUAACUAGCUUAAUAUUAACUGAGAGUGCUCUUCAGGUUUCUUAAGAAUUGUCUGAACUGAGUUGUGUUCUGUGAUAUUAAUCAGUUCUGAAGGCACAUGGUGCUCUGCUUUAGAUUUAUCCCAUGUGCUGUUGUUUAAUAUUGGAUUUAUGUAACCAUUUUCCUGCACAGUAUUGAUGUCCGUUGCACAUUUACAGUAAAUAAAAAUUAGCAUUUAAAAUUGCUAAGAUGAGUGAGAUUUUCUUUUGCUUUUUCAUGGCAGCAAAGAGUACCAGACAUUUGAUUGUUCCCAUAUGUUUUCCCCCUAGUAUUUUGGUUGCCAGAAAAUGUGAAUUUAUAGCAUGAAUUGGCAGGGUCAGUUGAAAUGUUAUUUAAUCUCAGGACAUCGCAAUGCAUACUACCAUAUCCAGUUCUUUUCCCUUGAGAAUGUCCCUUUAAGUUGUGUUUCUGUUUUUUUAAAAAAAAAUCUGUUAUGGAACUUUAAUCUAGACUUACUUUCUCAUUGUCCUAUAUUUCUAAUGGCUGUUGAAUCUUUAAAUUAUUGUUUAGAUUAACCUUGUAUCUCUCCAGGCCUGCCUUGUCUUCAGCUUUCUGUGAGACACAUUUUAUCAGCCUUUCUGCCUUCUCCCUUCUCUCCCUUUCGUCUACCCGAAGACUACAAGAUUUUCUGUAUUCAUUCAGUUCUCCUCUGAGGGGUAAUUAAUUCAUCAUGAAUGCUUUGCUCUGUCUCACCUACAAACAGCUAUUUUAAAAGUGUUCUUUGGUUGCUACAAAACCUAUUUAUAUUGCCUCCUUUAAAAGUUAUUUAUGUUUGUGAAUCAUUCUGUUCUUUCCCACCUUCAGCUAUACCCCAGGCAAAAAGAACCAGUUGAGACUCAGGGCUCAAGGUGCUUGAACAGGUGAAAGAACUAGAGUGGAAUCCAUUGCAAAGAAGAUAUCCUAUCUUCAGUAUACUGUUCUCAAGAUGAUUGAUAACAGUGAGUUUCAAAUCAGUCAGUGUACUAGUUACGGCUUCUGCUUCGUAAUAGACAUGGAACUGGUAGUGUUUCGGUUUUGCAUCCUGGAUCUUUCCAAGUCCUUGCUCUACAAGUUGGCAUCUGACAACUUUAAUAAAGAAAGAUGGGCAACAGUGCACUGAUCUUUCUAACAACCUCUGUAUUAAUGUUUCAGCUUUUUCUCUGCUAACCUCUUGGGUUCUCAAUUUGUGCAGCCUACAGAUUGUUUUAUGUUUAAAGGUUUAUUUUAGUCAAGCUUGAAACAUGGAACAACCCCUCUCCAACAUUUUUCAAAUAUGCCAGCAUUUCUGAAAUGUACAUAACUCACAGCAAGUGAUUGUCCUAUUUCUUCAACUGUCAGUGGUUCACUAAUUAGCUUCUAAGCAAUGUUUUAGAAGGUUGUAGUCUAUCUUGAGAAUGUGGGUCUGGAAAUUGUGCGGUUUUGAGGUAAGUACAUUUGCCUUAGGCUUCCAGUUGAUUUGUUUAUUUUUUAAACUUGUAGGUUGCUGCCUUGCCUUGAUUUCCAUUACUAAUUUAAUGCAGUUUAAUGAGAUGCUUAUUAUUAACUUAAAAACCCAAGAUCAACCUAAUUGUUGUUACCAGUGUUGAAAUCAAUGGUAUGAAUGGUCUGUUUAAAUCAUACAAGUAUAGUCCACUUGUUUAUGCUUUACAGUCAGACUUCUCUAAGAAAUAAUCAAGGAGUGAGCCCUGACCCUCCUAUUGUUUUGUGAGUUGGGAGGGUGAAGGUAACCUGUACUGCAGCAGAAGUCUGCAGAAGGCAGCUUCUGGGUUAAAAACAAAGUGGUCUUUCUGGUAAUAAAAAAAAAAAACAAAAAACCUAAGACUCAACAUGUUUAAUCAACCUAUAGUAUAAGCAUAGUGGUAGACUUUUUACAUAUAACCUCUAUAGUUGCUGUUGAUAUUACAAAAGACAUCCUGUCUUUUUCUCUGUUGUUAUACCCAACUUUCAACCAUUGAGAAUUGUUGGGGGAAGGAGGAUAUAAAGGCACUGUGGUUUGUUCUGGACCCUUUACUUUCACCGCCUUCCUGAGAUAAAUCUGGUUUACACCAAAGGUAGAAAGCUGGAUCAUUUCCAUAGUGAGGAAAAACAAUUAGAAUUCAUUUUUAUGCUGUGUAUAUUUUUUCUCAAAACUAAUUGUGGUUUUCUGCCUUGAUUAAGAGCAGAUGAAAAUAUUGCAUCUGUUUUACUGUUGAAAUUCAAGACUUGUGAAUUUAAAACAUCUUUCAUUUCCUUAGAGCCUAUAAUCAAGGCAUAACCUUUUAAUUAGCUUUGGAAGUAAAAGUAUAAACAAAUCAUGAUUUUUUGUAUGCGAACACCAUACAUUCAGAACUUAAUUCAGACAUAAAUCUCCAUGAAUAAUGAAAUAGUCCAUUGGAGAAGGGUAGGGCAUGAACUUAAUCUAGAUUUUUCUAAAUCUGGGUCAAAUUUUGUCCAUUUUAUGUGAAACCUCUUUGAGGCCAUUUAUAUUUCCAUUUAUAAUAAAAAGAAUUCAGGAGAACUAAUACAGCAAAAGGCAACCUCUUGUUUCCCCCAUCUUAGCUAGGAUGUUAAAUUUCAGUUGGAGCAACUUGAUUUAGAACGCUUCUCUCCUGCCUCAGUCAUCAAAGGCAGUUUCAGGGAUGUGUGGGGUGCCUGUAUGUGGAAAGAUGGAGCUUCAGGAAAGGAUGGACCUGAGUUUAGGUAACUACCUACUGAGUGACUAAAACUGCUUUAGAAUGAUAAAUCUGGGUAUCAUCUCAAAAUAAUCUGGGGGUGGGGUUUAUAGAUGAAGAUAAGCUGCGUGUUUGUAACUGUUGAAUAAUAACUGUUGAAGAUUGAGUUCAUUGUGCUAUUCCCUCUACUUUUGUGUUUGAAAUCUUUCAUAAUAGUUGAAGAAAAACUACCUUGGUAACUGGCCAUCUGGAGAGGUAAUGUUUAUAAAGUUAGUAAAAGUUCAGGUUUUUAAACAUUUUGCCUUGAAUCCUGAAAAGAAACAAGAUCUUAGAGACACUGUCACAUAAGGUUCAUAGGUACCCUUGUUAAGAUAUCUGGGGGUUGGGGGAAGCCUAUAGUAUAGGCAACUGAUUCUUAAAGUCCUAUAAUUCUCAAGAAUAUUCACUAGCUACAUGUAAAACUAAACUAUAUUAAACCAUGACAUUUAUUUAUAGUUGAAACUAAUUGAGGUGAGUGAACCACUUCAGGUUUAACUGCUUCAUUGUUUUCUAAUAAUCACCACCACCACUUUUGAGUUCACUUUUCUCCUUAUGGCUGCCAGAGGGGAGCUUGGAAACCAGGAAUCCUUUAGUGUUGAAGAGCUUUUUUUUUUUUUUUUUUGUCUGGUAGGUGGCUCCUGCCACUGGCUAAACCUUUUAUGAGAGGGGUGGAGAGUAAUUCUACAAUAUUGAGAUUAAACUGAAUCAAUUCUUAUGAAUUCAGGCCAGUCAAUGAGUAAAAUGUUAAGAUCUAUUUUAGCCAAAUAUUAAUAAUAGUUAUUGAUGUAUUGGUGUUAUAUAGGUGAUCAGUCCCUUCACCUAGUCAACUAGCACACCUUUUCUUGCAGAUCUUAUGGCUUUUUCUAAACUAUAUAAUACAGCUUUUUCAAAUCAUUUGCAGAAUUGUAGAAAAAGAAUUCUACCCUAAUAGUAGUAGGGUAUUAAAGUUCUUGACUUAAAAAAGCUUUUAUUUCCUUGCUGGUGUAUUAACCAGAUCAGGGUAACAAUUCUUAUCUUGAUAAAUUUCAGUUAUGCAAGAUAAGUUCCAGAGAUCUGUUCUACAACUUUGUGCCUGUAGAUAACAAUAUUGUACGCUUAAAAAUCUCUUGAGGGUAAUCUCAUGGUAAAUAUUCUUACCACAAUAAAAGAAAUAAAAGUUCUACCACAUGUAUAGUCCCACAGAAAAGCAAACUGUUUUAUAUUCAGUUGCUUUGCUUGCAUCAGCAGUUGAACUUUGUUUUAAUUUUCUUUCAUUCUUUUAGCUCUGCUAAAAGAGCUUCAGCUACUCGAGAAGUUUUCUUCCUCCUAGUUGUUUUGAAGCACGGUAUAGAUUUGGCUUUUGUUAACCUAGUUCUUUUCUUUUACUCACUGCUUAUUUUUUUCCAACAUUUUAUUAUGAAAAAUUUUAAACAUGAAAGUUGAAAUAACUGCAGUGUACAUCUGUAUAUCCACUACCUAGAUCAUAUAGUUAACAUUUUACUACACUUACCUUUUCACAUAACCAUCUAUAAAUCCUAUUUUUUGAUGAUUACAAAGAAAAUUGCAGACUUAAAUACACUUCACCCCUAAACAUCUCAGCAUGGAUAUUGUUAACUAGAGUUCAGUAUUUGUUAAAGUUUCUUUUUUAAAGGUUCUUUUCUUUUUGAGGUAAAGUUUACAUGUGAUGAAAUGCACAAAUCUUAAGUGUUUGAUGCAGUGAAUUUUGACAAAUCACACAUCUGUGAAACCCAAGCCUUUAUCAAGAUAACAUUUUCAUCACUCCAGAAAAUUCUCUCAUGCUUUUCCCAGUCAAUCCCUGCUUCCCCGAUCCCUGUCCCCUAGGCAAACACUUUCUCUUCUGAUUUUUCUCCUAUCAUAGUUUGUUUUUUAAACUGUAUAUAAAUGAAUCAGAGUAUGUGCUCCUUUGUGUAAGGCUUCUUUAACAUAGGUAUUUGGGAUUCAUCCAUGUUGUACGUGUCAAUAGUUCUUUUUAUUGCUGAGCAGCAUUUCGUUGUACAAAAAUGCCGUUCUCCUGUUGAUGGAUACCUGAGCCAUUUCUAGUUUUUAGAUACGCAUGAAGCUGCUAUGAACAUUUUUGUACAAGUCUUCUUACGAGCAUUUGUUUUAAUUCCUCUUGGAAUUACUGGGUCAUAGGUUAGGUAUAUGUUUAGUACGGAAAUGAAGGUGAUUUUUCCAAAGUGAUUGUACCAUCUUAUACUCCCACCAGCAGUAUAUGAGAAUUCCAGUUGUUUUUCAUCCCCGUCAGCAUUUGGUGGUAUCAGUCUUUUUGAUCGUAGCCAUUCUGGUGGGUUUGGUAGUAAGUGGUAUCUCAUUGUGGUUUUAAUUUGCAUUUCCCUAU